Staurois parvus is the source of this 939-nucleotide messenger RNA. NCBI's taxonomy places the organism in Eukaryota, Metazoa, Chordata, Amphibia, Anura, Ranidae. The record is from the annotation of a GenBank genome assembly.
AUGAAUAUUUUGGGACUGGUUCUCUUUGCUCUUAUCCUGGGAGUGGCCUUGAAAAAAUUGGGACCAGAAGGGGAGGAGCUCAUCCGAUUUUUCAGUGCUUUCAAUGAGGCUACAAUGGUUAUUGUGUCUUGGAUUAUGUGGUAUGUCCCUAUUGGAAUUAUGUUCCUGGUGGGCAGCAAGAUUGUUGAGAUGGGAAAUAUCGUGCUUCUGGUGACCAGCCUUGGGAAGUACAUUAUAGCUUCGAUUCUGGGUCACAUUAUUCAUGGAGGAAUAGUACUUCCACUUAUUUAUUUUGCCUUUACACGCAAAAACCCCUUCACAUUCUUACUUGGGCUGAUAACACCUUUUGCAACUGCCUUUGCAACAUCCUCAAGCUCUGCAACUCUCCCGACUAUGAUCAAGUGCAUUGAAGAGAACAAUGGAGUGGACAAAAGAAUUAGCAGGUUCAUCCUCCCUAUUGGGGCAACAGUGAACAUGGAUGGUGCAGCCAUAUUUCAAUGUAUGGCAGCUGUAUUCAUUGCCCAGAUGAACAACAGUGAACUUAAUGCUGGACAGAUCUUCACUAUCCUUGUGACAGCAACAGCCUCAAGUGUGGGAGCAGCUGGAAUUCCUGCUGGAGGUGUCCUCACUAUCGCUAUUAUUUUAGAGGCAAUUGGCCUUCCCACAAAUGACUUGUCACUGAUCCUGGCGGUAGAUUGGAUUGUAGACCGGACAACUACAGUAGUAAAUGUUGAAGGAGAUGCUCUUGGGGCAGGAAUUCUUCAUCAUCUCAACCAGAAGGAAGUAGCAAAGAAUCAACAGGAGCUGAAUGAUGUUUAUGUUGAGGCUGUGCCAAACUGCAAGUCAGAAGAAGAAACCUCUCCUCUUGUAAUGCACAGAGACCAAACCUCCAAGCCUACAAGCAUGGCUGUGCCAGAAUCAAAGGAAUCUGUACUGUGA